Messenger RNA from Neodiprion fabricii, 2311 nucleotides. Its product is annotated as ly6/PLAUR domain-containing protein 6B-like. Lineage: Eukaryota; Metazoa; Arthropoda; Insecta; Hymenoptera; Diprionidae. The transcript is spliced from 6 exons. The record is from RefSeq and is a predicted model, not a curated record. Bases 1145 to 1717 code for a protein of 190 amino acids. Gene Ontology annotation, molecular function: acetylcholine receptor regulator activity.
AAUUUUCGGUACGGCUCGCGCGAGUCCCGGGCUCAGUGUCGAGUGGGCUGCCUGGACCGCAGGCGCCUCUCCGUCAGCCUCGCGCAGCCUGCGAAAGCCUUGAGGGUGAUGCGAUACCCUUGCUUUUCGAAUAACCGUUGAUCCCGGUAUUUGCAGGGCUACGGUAUAAACGUUGAGUCAAAUUCCAUGCCGCGACGCGAUAUUGCAUCUCCAACGGCGAGUGAGUGACGACGGACGUUUCGCGGUGCACGCGAUUACCUGUCGCGCUCACGAGUGUACGAUAAAGAGGGAAGUAAGCGAGGUGGAAGAAGACGCAGCCACAUGUCGUGCCGAGUAAAGUGAUCCGGGAUCGGGAUAUAGUGAGGUUUUUUUCCCCUUAACCUACUCCGUAGUUCGCUCCAAGUUUUCCCCUUUUGUUUUCUUUAGUCUUCUUUGUUUUUAUUUAUUUAUUUAUUAUUUUGUACGUUAAUAAUGAAAACGAAGGACGACCAGUGCACCGGUGAGAAGAUGAAGACGGACGAAGAAGGAGGUCGCGCGGAAAACGGAAGGCUGCCAAUAUUCGAGGAAACGUGCUACACCGUAGCUCGGAAUACGCUUAAGCUUCCGAAUUAACCGCCGACGAUCAAAUAUCGACGGAAUAACAAUACAUACGUAGAGAAUGAAAAUUUGAGUGAUUUAUUAUUAUUGUUAUCAUUACUAUCAUUAUUAUUACCAUUAUCGUUAUCGCAAUUAUUUUCUCGCGGGACAGACACAGCGAGAAAAUUGAUUUGAUCGAUCUACGCGUAUUAUUGUAUAUAUCGUACGACGAUGUUUACGUGUGAUAAAAUUAGCGUUUGCGAUAAUAAAUCAUCAAAGUUCACCGAUUAUUGUCAUCGCGGUACGGUAAAAAGCCGGAGAUCGAGUAGCAAUGUCGUUUGAUUUUUGUACGUCUAGAAAUCAUUGAUGUAUACGUAUUAUACGGUAUAUUAUAAUGAAUAUCGGCGAUGACUACUUCGCUAAUUUUCACGCAAUUGACGUUAUUGCGAAUCUAGACUCGUAUAGGAUAUUACACGACAAUUAGGGAAUAAUGAUUAUGACAGAUUUAGUAGAAACAAAUGAGCACGUUGGCACAGCAUAUGGACUAUUCCAAGUGAAGAUGUAAGGAAUGAUCACGUGGGUGAUGGUCGGGCUGCUUCUGGCUGCGGAAACGACCUGCGGCAGAAACGUCCAAUCCGGGAAUGGAAAUGAAGACUCGAAACAAAAGAGCAGCGGUGUGAAGGCGACUACCGCUGAUGACGAGGAGAUAUAUCGCCUGACCUGCUACACCUGCGUCAACGUCAGCGACAACCAGAUGUGCAACGAAUGGGCGAUAGACACUCCGUGCCCAACGGCGGGCCGGGAUUUUUGCCGAUCUUUGCACGUUCUCGACAGUCGUGGAAACAGCGUACUGGUGAGCAAGAGCUGUGCAACGAGCGACGAGUGCGGCCCAGCAUCGGUGGGAUGCGUACCGAUCGACACCCAGAAGAUAUGUAUUAGCUGCUGCGAUGUUAGCUACUGCAACGUCGAGUCGCCAACGAACGCGACAAAUGCUAUUUUCUCAAGGAAGAGACGUACGAAAUCGAAACCUAAACGUAAACCGCCACGGAAUAGCGCCAACGGUAAAACAGGAAGCGGCGUACCCUCGUGCAGUCCUGUGUAUCUCGUGGCCGCGUCACUUCUAUAUGCAUAUCACUCAUGAAACGGAAGACGAAUGUAAUUAAAUCAAUUCAACCGUGAACAAAUUAGAGAAGAUUGACAAUUAUACUAUAUUAUAAAUAUAACGAUUUCUAAUGCCGUUUCAAAAAGUAAUUAAGUUACACUAUGCGAAUCAAGGUUACCUUAAUCGAUUGAAAGAAUAUUAUUAUAAUAAUAAAAAUAAGAAUAAUAAUAAUAAUAAUAAUAAUAGUAAUAAUGAUAAUUAUAAUAAUAAUUCUAUAUCUUGGAAGAACGCCGAAUCAAUGAAUGUCUACAAGAAUUAUAAACGAGCGGCAUCGAUGCGAUGGAAAGAUAAAUAGACGAAAGUUAGAGAGAGAGAGAGCUAGAUAAGAGAGAGAAACAUGCAGAUAAUUCUUUCGACGAAAAUGUAGAAUGACAGGGAAAAGAAUUCAAAUUAUUAACAAUUAAAAAGAAAUGUACCUAAUGCUAAUUAUUAUACCAUUGACUCGCCUACUAAAAAAAAAAUUUCAUUGCUAUUAUACAUGAUAUAUUAUAUUAUAAAGAUAUAGACAUAUUAAAAUUGUUACCGCAUAAUGUAAAACUGUUGGUAAUAAAAUAAAACAGAUUAUACUUGUAA